AGCUCGCUUUCUCUCUCUCUCUGGUGUGUGUGAUCGAGUGGUGAAACGACAGAGAGAGACGUCGUUUUGUUGAUUUCUCCUGGGUGAAGAUGUCAGGUCUCGAAGAUAUCAAGAACGAGACCGUUGAUCUGGAAAAAAUUCCGAUUGAGGAAGUUUUCCAGAGUCUAAAAUGUACAAGGGAAGGAUUGACGACGCAGGAAGGGGAAGAGAGGAUUCAGCUUUUUGGCCCCAACAAGCUCGAAGAGAAGAAGGAAAGCAAAAUUCUGAAGUUUCUGGGGUUCAUGUGGAAUCCGCUUUCAUGGGUCAUGGAAGCCGCAGCUAUCAUGGCCAUUGCUUUGGCUAAUGGUGAUGGUAGACCUCCGGAUUGGCAAGAUUUUGUGGGUAUCAUCUGUCUGCUUGUUAUCAACUCCACAAUCAGUUUCAUUGAAGAAAACAAUGCUGGAAAUGCUGCAGCUGCUCUCAUGGCUGGUCUUGCUCCUAAAACCAAGGUUCUUAGGGAUGGAAAAUGGAGUGAACAAGAAGCUGCUAUCCUUGUCCCAGGUGAUAUUGUUAGCAUUAAACUUGGAGACAUUAUCCCAGCCGAUGCCCGUCUUCUUGAAGGAGAUCCUUUAAAGGUUGAUCAGUCUGCUCUAACUGGAGAGUCCCUUCCUGUGACCAAGCACCCUGGUCAAGAAGUUUUCUCUGGUUCAACUUGUAAACAAGGAGAAAUCGAAGCGGUUGUUAUAGCCACAGGAGUUCACACCUUCUUCGGUAAAGCUGCUCACCUUGUGGACAGCACUAACCAAGUUGGGCACUUCCAGAAAGUUCUUACAUCCAUUGGAAACUUCUGUAUUUGUUCUAUUGCUAUUGGUAUAGUGAUUGAAAUAAUCGUCAUGUACCCUAUCCAACGCCGAAAGUACAGAGAUGGAAUUGACAAUCUCUUGGUCCUCUUGAUCGGUGGUAUCCCCAUUGCUAUGCCCACGGUCUUGUCUGUGACUAUGGCUAUCGGGUCUCACAGGUUGUCUCAGCAAGGUGCCAUCACCAAACGUAUGACAGCCAUUGAAGAAAUGGCGGGAAUGGAUGUCCUGUGCAGUGACAAAACCGGGACACUAACCCUCAAUAAAUUGAGUGUGGAUAAAAACUUGGUUGAGGUUUUCUGCAAGGGUGUGGAGAAAGAUCAAGUUCUACUAUUUGCAGCUAUGGCUUCUAGGGUGGAGAACCAGGACGCUAUUGAUGCAGCCAUGGUUGGAAUGCUUGCUGAUCCGAAAGAGGCCCGAGCUGGAAUCAGGGAGGUUCACUUCCUUCCAUUCAACCCGGUGGACAAGAGAACUGCUUUGACUUACAUCGACUCUGAUGGUAACUGGCACAGAGUCAGCAAAGGUGCUCCCGAGCAGAUCCUUGACCUUGCCAAUGCCAGGCCUGACCUUAGGAAGAAGGUACUCUCUUGUAUUGACAAGUACGCUGAGCGCGGUCUUAGGUCAUUGGCAGUAGCUCGUCAGGUGGUCCCCGAGAAAACAAAAGAAAGCCCAGGUGGGCCAUGGGAAUUUGUUGGCUUGUUACCUCUUUUUGACCCUCCAAGACAUGACAGUGCCGAAACCAUUCGUAGGGCGUUGAAUCUCGGUGUUAAUGUUAAGAUGAUCACUGGUGAUCAACUUGCUAUUGGUAAGGAAACCGGUCGCAGGCUUGGAAUGGGAACCAAUAUGUAUCCAUCUGCGGCUCUUCUCGGUACCGACAAGGACUCGAACAUUGCAUCCAUCCCUGUUGAGGAGUUGAUCGAAAAGGCUGAUGGGUUUGCCGGCGUCUUUCCAGAGCACAAAUAUGAAAUUGUGAAAAAGCUGCAGGAGAGGAAGCACAUUGUUGGUAUGACCGGUGAUGGUGUUAAUGAUGCACCCGCUUUGAAGAAAGCAGAUAUUGGUAUUGCUGUGGCCGAUGCUACAGAUGCUGCUCGUGGUGCUUCCGAUAUCGUUCUCACGGAACCUGGGCUGAGUGUCAUCAUCAGUGCCGUUCUCACUAGCAGAGCUAUCUUCCAGAGAAUGAAGAACUACACUAUUUAUGCAGUCUCAAUCACAAUCCGUAUUGUGUUUGGUUUCAUGCUUAUUGCUCUGAUAUGGGAAUUUGACUUCUCGGCGUUCAUGGUUCUGAUUAUUGCCAUCCUUAAUGACGGUACUAUCAUGACAAUCUCAAAGGACAGAGUCAAGCCAUCUCCCACACCUGAUAGCUGGAAGCUCAAAGAAAUUUUCGCCACUGGAAUUGUGCUGGGAGGAUAUCAAGCCAUCAUGAGUGUUAUUUUCUUCUGGGCUGCUCACAAGACCGACUUUUUCUCGGACAAGUUUGGUGUGAGGUCAAUCAGGGACAAUAACGAUGAACUAAUGGGUGCUGUGUAUCUACAAGUUAGUAUCAUCAGUCAAGCUCUAAUCUUUGUCACCAGGUCAAGGAGUUGGUCAUUUGUCGAACGUCCUGGGGCACUUCUGAUGGUUGCAUUCGUCAUUGCACAACUGGUUGCGACAUUGAUUGCUGUCUAUGCCGACUGGACAUUUGCAAAGGUGAAGGGUAUCGGUUGGGGAUGGGCAGGUGUGAUUUGGAUUUACAGUAUCGUAACAUACUUCCCACAGGACAUUUUGAAGUUUGCCAUUCGAUAUAUCUUGAGUGGAAAGGCUUGGACCAGCUUGUUUGACAACAGGACUGCUUUCACGACCAAGAAAGAUUACGGUAUUGGAGAAAGAGAAGCUCAAUGGGCACAAGCUCAAAGGACAUUGCACGGUCUGCAGCCAAAAGAAGAUGUUAACAUCUUCCCAGAGAAAGGAAGUUACAGAGAGCUGUCUGAGAUCGCAGAGCAAGCCAAGAGAAGGGCUGAGAUAGCUAGGCUUAGGGAGCUUCACACAUUGAAGGGACAUGUGGAAUCAGUGGCAAAGCUAAAGGGAUUGGACAUUGAUACAGCAGGACAUCACUACACUGUGUAGUUGCAGUUGCACAACAACACAAACAUUUACCGACCCCAUCAUGACUCUUCUUUUGUUUUGUCAUCACAAAUCUCUCUUUUAAAGUCAUUACAGUAGAGGGAAGAGAACUCUUGUGUAUUGCCAUAACUCUUCCAAAACUCUUUCUUUUUUUUUCUUCUGUUAUUGUUAGUCAUUGUUCUAAAACUUGUACUCGAUAUGAGCUUUGCAAAUUUGCCUUUGAAGAAACAAGGUCUUUGCCG
Arabidopsis arenosa is the source of this 3178-nucleotide messenger RNA. NCBI's taxonomy places the organism in Eukaryota, Viridiplantae, Streptophyta, Magnoliopsida, Brassicales, Brassicaceae. The record is from the annotation of a GenBank genome assembly.